CAAGAUUCAUAUCACCACUCGGGCUAGAGACUUCCAAGAUUGGAUUGAAGUGGUCAAGGAGCAUGAGACGUAUUACCUUUAUAAUGGAGAGCCAGUUGACAAUGAUGGCCCUUUCAAAGUCUGUUUUAACCCACUUAAACUCAUAUUCAAUGGAGGGACUACCAUGACAAAAGUGGCGAUACCGGAAAUACCAACUCACAGCUAGACUUUUCACCCUAUUGAGAGAUUUCUCAAAGGAGACUUCAAGCAUGACAUGUUGUAUGAUGUCAUUGGUGUAUUACAAGAUGUUUUGAAAACCCAGAUGGGAGGUGGCGGUAGAAAAUCUUGCGUCAAUAUAACUUUGCGUGAUGUAGAAGGCAAUGUGAUCGAGCUGGUGUUAUGGGAGGAUUACGCCAAACAGUUCGUCGCCUACACUACCCCUAACAACUUUGUCGGUCCUACUAUUAUUGUUUUGACACAUUCAUGGUGCAAGACUAAUACAGUUUCUGGUUUACCCUGUCUUUCGAACGCAUGGAGCGGUUCUAAACUUUACAUCAACUUGGAGCAUCCACAAGUUGAUGAAUUCAAAGCUAGUUUUGGAUCCAACCUACCUGUUGCUUCCCAAUCAUUGACUUGCGAUUCAUCUGUUCAAUCGCAAAACAAUUUUUGGACCAAAUUGUCUGAGGUCAAGAGUAUCCGUGCAGUAUCUAAAUUUGGAAGGGACUGUUUUGCAACCACCAUUGGAACUACCACUGGUUUUAAUGCCUCCAGGUUUGGAUGGUAUUUUGAAUCAAAUGGAAAUACGGAUGCUGAACGCGUUACUAAAUUCAAACUUGAAGUUGAGGUGGAAUAUGAUAACCAUAAGGGGAUAUUUGUUUUUUGGGAUAAGGAUGCUAUUCCUUAUACUAAACACACUGCUACUGAAUUAAGAGAAAUCAUGAAGAAGGCUGGAGAGGACAAUCCUAAGAUUUGGCCUACUCACCUGGAUGCGUUGUUGAAUAGACAGAUGGUGUUUCGUAUCAAAUAUCAAUCACAAUUUCGACGAUUCUCUAUUGUGAAGAUACUUAACGAAGACGGCCUUUACAAUAAGUUUGACACUGUAGAUGUUGUUGAUUGGCUGUAAUUUUUGGUAAAACUCAUUGUGUUUCUAUCUUGUCUAAUCUGGUGUCAUGACAUGCAUUCUACUGUUGUGAAGUUUUUCUUAUGCAGGCCUUUACCUGAUGUCAAGGCCGAUGUCAUGACAUUCGCAGCUGUUACGUUCUUUUCUAUUACUAUUUAUGGUUAUGUGAUCUGAUAAGAUCCUAUGCGCUUUAUUUGGUAAUGUUGGAUUCUGAUCUGAUUCAAGGACAUCUUUGAUGGUUAUUAUUUUUAGUUCCUUGAUUUAUGGAAAUUAGUUUUAUUAGGGUUAAAACUAAUUUGGAUCCAAGGCCCAGCUGCUGUGUUUUAUGAAGGCUAUAUAUUCUACGAAGAAGCUGCUGAUCAUGUUAGGGUUUUUGUUUGAGAAGCUUUAAGAGUUCUUUGUUUUAAGUUUUCGUUCUAGCCUUCUUGUAAGCCAAACAAUCAUCAUGAUGAUUGUCUUGGUCUAGGUGUUUUGUUUUGAGUUGUAAGAAGUACUCAAAGCUUUUAAGCCAGAGUACUAUUGUACUUGAUUAAAGCUUUUAAGCAAGAUCAAGUUGUGUCUUUGAAGUGUGUCUUCUUUGCUAUUCGUUGAGUGUUUUUCAUCACUGCUGUGAUUGAGGGGGAGUGAGUAGGAUCUCUGAUCUAAGUUGUUUAGAUUGAAGUUGCAUUGAGUAGAUAUUAAGUGAAAGGAGUAAUCUUGAUCUGUAUUACCUUUAAUUGAUAUUACUUAUAGUGGACUUCCUCCCUGGCUUGGUAGCCCCC
Messenger RNA from Vicia villosa (hairy vetch), 1860 nucleotides. RefSeq lists its product as uncharacterized. The record is from RefSeq and is a predicted model, not a curated record. Bases 254 to 1102 code for a protein of 282 amino acids. The transcript has 7 exons. Lineage: Eukaryota; Viridiplantae; Streptophyta; Magnoliopsida; Fabales; Fabaceae.